Molecule: messenger RNA, 3091 nt
Organism: Pseudomyrmex gracilis
Lineage: Eukaryota; Metazoa; Arthropoda; Insecta; Hymenoptera; Formicidae
Product: small G protein signaling modulator 3 homolog
Exons: 15
Coding region: 167-2551 (794 amino acids)
Molecular function (GO): protein binding
Source: RefSeq, a predicted model, not a curated record
UGUGACGCAAUGCUUGUUUUUUUAUAUCUACAGUUGUGACGUUAUUCUGUGUUGUUUGACGUGUAACAAUUGACAAGUAUACGCAGUAGCACGCAGUUCUACAAAAUGUCAAUAAAAAUUUCUGACGCAUUAACAGACGAAAUUUAACGAAAUAUUUCUUUGCGCAAUGGAUUUGGCUAAAUCUUUCUUCAACGUUCGUGAUCACGAUGGUUAUGUCGGAAAAGAGGAGCAUAAUAAAAAUUUGGAAACAGCCUUCUCCGAAGAUGAGGUUGAAGUGGAAAUUGGGAGUUUGUGUAAUGAGACUCUGUCACCAGCACCGGGUGGUCCGUUUUCAGCCUUAACUCCAUCCAUGUGGCCACAAGACAUUCUAGCUAAAUUGAAUCAACCCGACGAUCCAAAUUCGCAGCCUGAAUAUAGAUUUGAUGAAUUUGGCUUUCGUGUGGAAGAAGAAGAUGGACCUGAACAGAGUUCAAAAAAAUUAUUGGGAAUACCAUUUGUUGAAGAUCCUCAGCACAGGUUGCAGUGGGUUGCUCUCUUGGAAUUUAGUCACAACAAGGAAGUGGCAGAACUCUCAUGGCAAAAUAUGGAUCAAAGAUUACCUCGUACAGACAAAUUACGUGAAAUGGUUCGACAUGGCAUACCACAUUCAUUGAGACCUCAAAUAUGGAUGCUCAUGUCAGGAGCACUUCAGAAAAAAUGUUCAUCAGAAAUACUGUACAAAGAUAUAGUGAAGGCGUCAAGUAAUGAUGCGUUAAUGACCAAUAAGCAAAUAGAAAAAGAUUUGCUUCGCAUUAUGCCAGCCAAUGCGUGUUUCAGCCAUCUCCAUAGCACGGGCAUACCUCGUUUAAGGCGUGUCAUGCGUGCUCUCGCUUGGUUGUAUCCUGACAUAGGUUAUUGCCAAGGCACUGGUACAAUGGCGGCAUCAUUAUUGUUGCUCCUAGAAGAGGAAGAUGCGUUCUGGAUGAUGGCCACAAUAGUAGAAGACUUGUUACCAGCCUCUUAUUAUUCUUCUACAUUGUUAGGUAUUCAAGCUGAUCAAAGAGUUCUUCGUACAUUAGUAGCUAAUUAUCUCCCGGACAUAGAUCACGUUUUGGUGCAACAUGACAUAGAAUUAAGUCUCAUAUCUCUGCACUGGUUCCUGACAUUAUUCGCGUCGGUUGUGCACAUGAAGAUAUUGCUGCGAAUAUGGGACUUGUUUCUUUUCGACGGAUCUAUUGUUUUAUUUCAAAUAACAUUAGGAAUGUUGAAAAUAAAAGAAGCGGAUUUAAAGCAAUUGGAGAACUCAGCGCAAAUAUUCAAUGCUCUUUCAGAUAUACCAGGAGACAUUGACGAUGUGGACCAAUUAUUCAAUAUAUCUUUAGAAGUUAGUGGAUCGCUGACAGAUGUGUUAGUCGAAACUCAUAGGCGACGUCACUUGGCGUAUUUAAUGGCCGAUCAAGGCGGAUUGGUAGGAAAUCCGGACGCGGUACCAAACUUGCCGAAACAACAUUUAAAUAGACGCCAAAUGAAACGAAGUAAAUCGAUGUUACAAACCAUUUUGUUCGGAAACGAUACCGGUGAAGACGAUGCGAAAUCUAAAAAUAUUCGUCAAACUGAAAUUCUAGUCGACUUGAGAGAAGCUGUUUUGCAAGUUGCGAGACAUUUCAUAAAUGUUGAUCCAAAGUUAAACAACAUUGUUCUCAUAGCUGACUACACAAUGGAAAGUCACUCGAAGGACCAUGACAAUUAUGUUAACGUGUCACGAACGAGAAAGAGAAGGGCCAAAGCUUUAUUAGAUUUUGAGAGACACGAUGAUGAUGAACUCGGUUUUCGAAAGAACGAUAUAAUUACGAUCAUUAGUCAAAAAGACGAACAUUGUUGGGUGGGAGAACUUAAUGGGCUAAGAGGAUGGUUCCCCGCAAAGUUUGUUGAAUUGCUAGACGAGCGAAGCAAACAGUAUACAUGCGCGGGAGACGAUGCGGUUAGCGAAGCCGUCACUGACCUAGUAAGAGGCACAUUAUGCCCCGCUGUAAAAGCGGUGCUGGAACAUGGGAUGAAAAGACCGUCAUUUCUGGGCGGACCGUGUCAUCCGUGGUUAUUUAUAGAAGAAGCUUCCAACAGAGAAGUAGAAAAGGACUUCAAUUCUGUUUACAGUCGAUUGGUCCUGUGCAAAACGUACAGAUUGGACGAGGAUGGCAAAGUCUUAACGCCAGAAGAGUUACUGUAUCGUUGUGUUCAAUCUGUAAAUUUAACUCAUGACAAUGCGCAUGCUCAAAUGGAUGUGAAAUUACGUUCUCUCAUCUGUCUCGGAUUGAACGAGCAAGUACUUCAUUUAUGGUUAGAGGUUUUAUGCUCCUGUGUAGAGGUAGUACAAAAGUGGUAUCAACCGUGGAGUUUCAUAAACAGUCCAGGUUGGGUGCAAAUUAAAUGUGAAUUAAGAAUAUUAAGCCAAUUUGCAUUUAAUUUAAAUCCCGAUUGGGAACUACCGCCUAAAAAGGAACAGUCACAACCACUAAAGGACGGAGUUCGCGACAUGCUAGUCAAACAUCACUUAUUUAGUUGGGAUCUUUAGCAUAUGAAAUUAGUUUAUAAUGUUUUAGUUUAUAAACGGACUACGUUGUUCAAUUUUUAUUCUGAAAUUUUAAUUUUUGUUAUUUUUACAAACACCAGAGAUCUCUGGUUCGUAUAAAAAUUAAUUUAUAUAAGUAAAAUUUAAUCUUAGAAGAAAGAAUUUGUAAAUAGUAAUUGUGUAAUAUUUAUGAUUUACAUCAAUUUUACGUCGGAGAAUAGAAUUAUUAUCUUGAAAAAGAAAACAUUUAUAUAUUUACUUCAUAAUUUUUUAAUUAUAAAAGAAAGUUUAUAUAUAUAUCGGUUUGACUUUCAGUGCACGGUAAUGAUUAUCAAAAAUGUAAUAUAAUAACAUAAUAUAAAUGUACAAAAGAUGAUCUCAUUUUUGUCUUAUGUGUCUUAUAUAAAUUCAAAACAAAUGAAGGAAACAAUAAGGUAUAUACCUACCUACUUUCUUUCUUAAAAAAAAAAAAAACAGUAUUGUUCACCGUGUAACUUAGUUUUUUAUGCACCCUAAUAAAUAAUAUAUAUAAUUAUAUGUAUA